This is a messenger RNA of Lepus europaeus (European hare), 987 nucleotides long. RefSeq names its product keratin associated like protein 29-1 (gene KRTAP29-1). Bases 1 to 987 code for a protein of 328 amino acids. Lineage: Eukaryota; Metazoa; Chordata; Mammalia; Lagomorpha; Leporidae. The record is from RefSeq and is a predicted model, not a curated record. The transcript has a single exon. Gene Ontology annotation, cellular component: keratin filament.
AUGGACAGCUCUUGUCCUGGAAAUGCCACGGCCAUUCCAGCCACGUGCCCCGAGGGUGGCAGCUCCCCAGAGGCUCUCCGUCUGCCCAGUUCCUGCCAGAGCAGGACAUGGCAAUUGGUUACAUGCCCAGACAACUCUUAUCUACCCAGCAAUGCCCCACAUGGCUGCGAACCUGCUGCUUGCCAACCUACUUGCCUUUCCACAAUUUCUUGCGUGGGCUUUCUUUGCCAGCCCUUAUGUUCCUGUGCAGGCAGCUGUCCAUCGGGGGCUGGCCAGUCUCCCGGUGUGGAUAGCUCAUGCCAGCCGUCCUGCUUGGAAUCCACUGGUGGUCAGGUAGAGCACUGUGAUGCCAGCCGCUGCCAGCAACACUGCUGCCAGGAACCCAGCUGUGUGUCGGGAGCAUGCCAGGCAGCUGGUGGCCAGGCAGUCUGCCGUGACGCUAGAUCCUGCCAGCCGUCCUGCUCCGAAGCAACACCUCGUCCUGAGACCCCUCGCUCGCCCAUCAUCUGCGCAGCUAGUCUGUGCCAACCAGCCUGCUGCCACGCAACUUCCUGUCAACCCCCAGGUGGUGAAGGCCAACACUGCAGCCCGACUUAUUACCAACCCAUCUGCUGCGUUUCCAAGCCUUGCGCAUCGGCUCCCUGCGUGCCCCUUUCCGGCCAGCCAUUGACGUGCGUGUUCACUGCGUGCCAUCCUACUUGCUACGUGUCCCCUCCUUGUCAGCUGCUUUGCUCCCAGCCAGCUCCUUCCCUAGCCCUCGUCUGCCAGCCUCCUUGUUCUGCAAAGAGCCCGUGCAAAUCAGCUUCCUGGGGCACGGUGCUUCCUGGCCAGCCAACGUGUGGCCGACCCACUUCCUACAGCCAAAGAGGCUGCAAAUCCCCUUCCUGUCCACCAGCUUGCUGUGUGACAGGUUUAGGCAAAUCGUGCAGCAGUGACACCAGUUGCUCCCGACCAACCUCCCCACGUCUGUGCAAAGCAAGCACUUGA